Cryptomeria japonica (Japanese cedar) is the source of this 1854-nucleotide messenger RNA. RefSeq names its product 3-ketoacyl-CoA synthase 1. The record is from RefSeq and is a predicted model, not a curated record. Bases 141 to 1556 code for a protein of 471 amino acids. NCBI's taxonomy places the organism in Eukaryota, Viridiplantae, Streptophyta, Pinopsida, Cupressales, Cupressaceae. Gene Ontology annotation, biological process: fatty acid biosynthetic process. Gene Ontology annotation, cellular component: membrane. Gene Ontology annotation, molecular function: acyltransferase activity, transferring groups other than amino-acyl groups. The transcript has a single exon.
CAAGAAUCUCGUCGGAGACCAUUUAGCAUUUAAUAGGAUAUUUAAGCAGAUAUUUUUGUACUUGAAGAAUCCCUCUAACAGGUCGAGCAGAAUUCGUGUUCUUACCAGAAAGCCAACAUGAAGCAUUGGGUUGGUUUAGUAUGCUUGCUACUGCUGCUUCUCCGCAAGAGCUCAGUGCUGUUGCAGCUAUCUGUGGCGGCGGCAGCGGCGGCGUUGGGUGGCUGCUGCUUCAACGAAGGCGGCGGGAAUGUUAUCUCGUGGACUUCACCUGCUACAAACCGCCGGCGGAGCGCCAGGCUAACGCGGAGUUGAGUAUUUACUUUUCAAUAAGUACAGAGCCUACCAUUCCAGAAAACCUCAAAUUCCAGUGGAGAUUAUUUCUGCGCUCCGGGGUGGGGGAACAGACAUCGUUGUCGCGCUUCUUUUUCAACGACGGAAUGGUGGCCACCAUGGAGGAAGCGCGAGUGGAAAUGGAAGAGUGCUUCAUCGCAACGGCAGACGAGCUCUUUGCCAGGACAGGUGUCACGCCGCAAGACAUCGAUAUAGUCAUCGUAAUGGUCUCCACCUUCACGGCGGCGCCCUCGCACGCCGCCGUUAUAGCGAACCACUAUAACGGCGUUUUAGCGGUGAAGACGUUUAAUCUUUCCGGCAUGGGCUGCAGCGCCGGCGUUUUAGCGGUGAACAUGGCCAAAGAUAUGUUGCUCGUAAAUCCGGACUCGUACGUUCUCAUCCUCUCCACCGAGAACAUGACCGUCAAUUCAAUCUACCCCGGCAACGACAGAAGCUUCAUGCUCACCAACUCGCUCUUCCGAGUUGGCGGCGCCGCCUUGCUUCUCUCCAGCAAACCCCAAGACGCCGGGCGAGCCAAAUUGCGGCUUCUCCAAUCGCUUCGGACAAAUCUCGCCGCCGACGAUGAGGCCUACGAUUCCGUAUUUAUGACAGAAGACGACGACGGCGUCUACGGCCUCCGUCUUCGCCCUUCCCUAUACAGCGUUGCUGCCAAGGCCGUGGCUAACAACUUAGCCACGCUCGGCCCCAAAGUCCUUCCAUUGCGGGAGCAGCUCUGCUACGCCUACAAUUGGCUCUGCAUAAAGCUUUUCAAAAUUAACGUGGAGCCCUAUAUUCCCAACUUCAAGCUGGCGUUCCAGCAUUUUUGCAUCCACCCGGGCGGACGCGCCGUUAUAAGUGGAAUCGGGAAAAGCCUGAAGCUGAGUGACGACGACCUGGAGGCGUCGCGCAUGGCGCUGUUUCGGUUCGGCAACACGUCCUCGAGCGGCGUGUGGUACGAAAUGGCGUACUUGUAUGCAAAAGGGCGGCUCAAGGUGGGCGAGCGCGUGCUGCAGAUUGCGUUGGGGUCGGGGUUCAAAUGCAACACCGCCGUUUGGGAAGUGGUGAGAGAGAAGCAUCCUUUGGAGAGAAGCUGCUGGGACGAGUGCCUUCACAGGUAUCCCUGCGAUACAAAGAAGAAUUACACGGAUGAUUUCUGUGACCAGUGGUUAAGUCGUGUCACCCCUAUGCAACCUACUUCCAACGACUUGGACACCAACACUACCUGAUUGCGCCGACAUAUAUCUCAUUCAAAUGCUCCUACUAUUUCAAUUUGGUAUAAAUCUACUAUUUUGCUAUGGAACGUUCCUCCCUUGUACUCUUUCUUUUAUGCUUUGUUUCCUUCCGAGGCCCCUUCAAUGGAAAAGAAGGGACCGGUUAUAUAAUGUAGUAAAUUUGAUUUAAGCAAUUGCUAGGGCCAACGGGAUAGAGGUAUCUCGCUAUCCAGCUAAUAGGAUUGCGCCAACUAGUGUAGUUAAUAUUAUAUUUAUUUUUUAUGGAGAAUUUUGAAACAUUUUAUGAUGUUAG